Messenger RNA from Miscanthus lutarioriparius, 1440 nucleotides. The record is from the annotation of a GenBank genome assembly. Lineage: Eukaryota; Viridiplantae; Streptophyta; Magnoliopsida; Poales; Poaceae.
AUGGCGGCUGUUAACUUGGUGCACGUAGUGUACCAGUUCAUGCUGGCGACCGCUACGCCUCUAGCACAACGGGCACUUUGGUUCGUCGUCGUGCCUCUAAUGCUAGUGCUGUUGCCUGUCAUCUGCCGAUGCCUCCACCACCGCCCCAACGACGGUGACGACGAGAGGAAGCAGUCGAAGCCUCUCCUGCCGUCGCCUCCGGGGAGGCUGCCGGUCAUCGGCCACCUGCACCUCAUCGGCGACCUCCCACACGUCUCCCUCCGUGACCUCGCCACCAAACAUGACCGUGGUGGCGGCCUCAUGCUCCUCCAACUCGGCACCGUCCCCAACCUCGUCGUCUCCUCCCCGCACGCGGCGCAGGCGGUCCUCCGGACGCACGACCACGUCUUCGCCUCGCGGCCGACGCCCAAGGUCUUGCACAACUUCCUGUACGGGUCGUCGACCAUCGCCUUUGGACCCUACGGUGAGCACUGGCGUAAGGUUAGGAAGCUUGUCACCACGCGCCUCUUCACCGUCAAGAAGGUGAACUCGUUUCACCAUGCCCGCCAAGAGGAGGUGCGCCUGGUGAUUGCCAAGCUGAAGAAGGCCAUGGCUACAGGCAUGGCAGUGGACAUGAGCGAGACGAUGAACACGUUCGCCAACGACAUCAUGUGCUGCGUGCUGUGGGGCAAGUUCUUCAGGGAAGACGGCCGGAACAAGACCUUCCGGGAGCUGAUUGAGAUGAAUGUUGCCCUGUAUGCAGGGUUUAGCCAAGAAAACUAUUUCCCAGGGCUUGUGAAUUCGCUAGGUAUCUUCACCAGGUUGCUGAGAAGAAAGGCGGACGAGACGCAUGAAAGAUGGGACGACGUGCUUGAAAAUAUCAUAAAAGACCAUGAGAGGCGAGCUGAGCAAGAAGAGAGUGCAGACUUCGUUGACCUGAUGCUCUCUGUUCAACAAGAGUACGGUAUCACCAGAGAUCAUAUCAAGGCCAUCUUGAUGGACCUGUUUGAUGCGGGCACGGGCACAUCAUACUUGACGCUUGAACUUGCCAUGGCUGAGCUCAUUAUGCGCCACCCUCAUAUCAUGACCAAGCUACAAGCUGAGGUCAGGAACAAGACACCAAAUGGACAGGAAAUGGUCAGGGAAGAGGACCUAGCUAGCAUGGCCUAUCUGAGAGCCGUCGUGAAGGAGACGCUAAGGGCUGCAGCCGUCGACUUCAAGGGGAAUGACUUCCAGUUCAUACCAUUUGGAGCUGGUCGAAGGAUGUGCCCUGGCAUCAACUUUGGGUUGGCCACUGUUGAGAUCAUGCUGGCAAACCUCAUGUACUGUUUUGAUUGGGGGCUGCUGGCUGGUAUGGACAAGGAGGAUAUUGAUAUGACAGAAGUUUUUGGUUUGACGGUUGACCGAAAGGAGAAGCUCAUGCUCGUUCCGAAACUACCUGGUAGCGCUAGCUGCGCAUAA